AUGAUUCGGGAAAUAUUUUUCAUCUCGCUGACUUUAUUGAUUUUUUCCACAACGUUUUGUAGGAGGUUUGUUUUAAAUUUUUUGUAAAUUUCCGCUUCCGCGUCAUCGGAACUGUACAAUGACGUGGAAAUUCGUUGGUUUCCACGUCAAAGUUAUUCACAUGGCUGCUAAAGCGACAGUAGUCUACACAAAAAUGUUAUUGAUUUUUUGAGUCAUGUUAAAAAAAAAGCUCGUUCAAAACACAAUUUUUGGCUUCGGUAUUUUUUGUCAAAAUUAGCUUUUAAUUUUCAAAUUUGGUAAUAAAAAAAGCUAUAAAAAGGUCAAGUUUCGAAAUUUUCCUGAAUUUUUUAGAUAAAGUAUUUUUUCGAGAAAACAAAGUUUGAAUCCAAAAUUUGAAAAUGAGUUUCAGAAUAUUUUGCAAUCCUCAAAUUUAAGUAGAAAAACUGUUCAAAAGUUCCCAACCUAAUUUCUUGCCCCAAAAACGCCGUUUUUUCCAGCAAUACAACAUCCCCAAACCACUAUCACAAUCCAGAUCCUGAUGAAAAACUACCUUUGUAUUCAAACGCUUCCGAUCUGCUGAAAGAUCUACUGCAAGGUUAUGAUAUUCGAUUGAGACCCGGCUUUGGAGGUAGGCUAAAAUCUAGAUUUAUGCCGGAAAAGAUCUUUGACACUUGAAGAAUGUCUACAAGUUUAAAUUUCCUCCCUUAUUCCUAUUCUUCUUUUUCCCAUUUUUCAAGUUAGCCUAAAUUCAAUCAGUGACGAAACAAUGCGUGUUUUGAGAGCCUUUUCAGUUUAGUAAAAAAUAAAUGUUUCACAAAAAUAUCCUGCCGUUUUGGCCUGAAUAUUUUCCCAAAGGGGUGCUUAUCACCAUUGACAUAAAGCUGUCAGCACCCGCCGCAAAAAAAAGAAAAGAGGAAGGGUGAACAUAGAAAAAUGUGAACGUUUCUUCUUUUUUUUUGUGGUGAGCAAGCAACAAUAAGAAAACAAGAGUAUUCUCUGAUGGGUUAGGCUCAACAAAAAAAACACUUCCUCUAAAAAUCAUAGAUUUUCAGGUGAUGCUCUACAACUCACUAUGGAUGUUAUAAUUGCGUCUUUUGAUUCAAUUUCAGAAGUCGAUAUGGUCUGUUCUUAACUUCACCUUAAAAUUCUUAACAACCCUAUUUUUUGUAGGAUUAUACAUUAACUAUGUAUUUACAUCAAUAUUGGACAGAUGAGCGACUUAUAUGGAAGCAAGAAUUGCCGAUUGAUGAGAUGACUUUGAGUGGAGAGUUUUCGAAGUAAGUUAGGCUAAACUAAAAAAAAUUAGCAAAAAAAUAUUUGAAAUAAAAAAAAACAAAAUUCAAAAAUUGUUUUUUCUGUUUCAAGUUUGAAAACCAAACUUUAACCCCUGUCGAGCCUUUCAGUAACUUUCCUUUUCCAGGAAGCUCUGGGUUCCUGACACAUUUCUUGCCAAUGACAAACAAAGUUAUCUACACGAAGUUACCGAAACUAAUAAAAUGUUGCGAAUAAAUUCGGAUGGACAAGUGUCUUAUGGAAUGCGAUUGACAUCAACGUUGAGUUGUUCAAUGAAUCUACGUAAUUUCCCGCUUGAUUCACAAAACUGCACAGUUGAAAUUGAGUCGUGUAAGUUUGUGUGUAACAACAAAAAAUCAAUAAAAACAUGCGUGGGAGAUUGGUCUUUGAGUGGACAAAGUUCAAAAGCCCUUUAGGGAAUCCUAUCUCAUUUCCAAUCUUCAAUAUUUUUUUCUGCAGAUGGCUACACAACAUCGGAAGUUUUGAUGAAAUGGUCGUUUCCUACUGCAGUUUACGGUGUUACCCAAGCUGAUGUCCCACAAUUUACAAUAACCGGACAUGAAACACAAGAUAGUAUUGUUGAAACAGCCACAGGAGCUUAUCAAAGGCUCUCGCUAGUUUUCCAACUUCAAAGAUCUGUUGGCUAUUUUAUAUUUCAAACCUAUCUUCCAUGUGUUCUUAUCGUUAUGUUAUCGUGGGUCUCAUUUUGGAUAAAUCAUGAAGCAACGAGUGCAAGAGUAGCUCUUGGAAUCACAACAGUUUUGACAAUGACUACAAUUUCAACUGGAGUUAGACAAAGUCUACCGAGAAUUAGUUAUGUGAAAAGUAUCGACAUUUAUCUAGUUAUGUGUUUUGUUUUUGUAUUUGCCGCAUUGUUGGAAUACGCAGCUGUGAAUUAUUCUUAUUGGGGAAGAGAACGAGGAAAAGCUGGAGCUGCAGAUGAGUGAGUUGAAAAUACAUCUUGAUAGAAAACACGUGUUCUACCGCACACAAGUCCACGACCAAUUUGGCGUGUAACCGGCCGAGCUUGCGUUUUUCGAAUUCGACUUGCCCAAUCUAAUGUUUUAAAAUUUGAAAAUUAAUUACAGAUGGCCAAUUAACGGAGCAAAUAAAGAAGAUCGUGAGAGCGCAGUAAAUGUCGAAAAAUGGAUACCAAAAACCUCCACAGAACAACGAAGAGCUGAACUAGCAGAACAGGAAAGUAGUUCACCUCCACCAACACAAACUGUGGUGCCACCAACAAAAAGAGCGUCGAGUCCGAUUGCACCAUUAUGUAGUAAUAAUAAUUUGGCAACAUCAUUGGUGGAUGAAGAUAUGGAAGAGUAUCCGAGAUAUUGUUCGCCUUCGAUGAAAGGAGCCAGACCACAUCAUCAUAGCACUUUGAAUCAUCGAAGACCUGCGCAUUCUUUGAGGUUUGUAGUUUUGAAAAAUUGAGAGCAAAUAAAGAGAAAACAUAAAGUAAUGUUUAAAAUUAGGUACUUAAAAUCCUGUUGAUCUAAAUGGAGCGAUUUUGAAAAAUAAAUCCGUGCUCCGACAAAAGUCAUUACACGUCUAAAUUAGCCUAACCAGUUUAAUAACUUCAAAACCAUUUUUUUCAGACAAAAACGUCGAAUGACAAUGGCUCGACUUAAUGUUUCCAUGAAACAAUCAAUAAGUGGAAUAAGUCGAAGAGCUCGAAAAGUUAUUCCAACAAUUCGAGUUAGAGAUGUGAAUUUGAUAGACAAAUAUUCUCGAAUUGUAUUUCCAGUGUGUUUUGUGGUGUUCAAGUGAGUUCGCCUAACUUACCUUAUUUAAAAUUAUGAAAAUAAUGUUGAUUACGAGCUAAAUUUGCAGCCUCUUCUAUUGGUCCUACUACACAAUGUUUUCUGCAAUAAUUAGUAAUUACUUUAGUUAA
Molecule: messenger RNA, 3187 nt
Organism: Caenorhabditis angaria
Lineage: Eukaryota; Metazoa; Nematoda; Chromadorea; Rhabditida; Rhabditidae
Source: the annotation of a GenBank genome assembly